AUGAAUUCGCUGCCGCACUCCUCUUUGCAUUUUAGUUAUACAAGUCCAACUAAACAUGUCAAACCAGAAUUAAAUGACAGUAAACGUCAAAAACAACAAACUCUAUGUGUGGAACUUUCAUCCUUUUUAUUCGACAUAUUUUGCCAAAGAGUCGUUUUGCCAAAAUUAUCAGGCGAACAUGAUUGGUUUUUCCAUGUUCGAGACAUUCUUCAUCGUGCAUAUAUGAAAAAAGAACUUACUGAAAAUGAGCAAAAUUUGGUUGAAAAAGUUGAGCAAGAGGCCAUUUCUAAAUACUUUACUACCGAUCAACGGCGUUGUCUACUUAAUUUAAAUGUGAGUAUGGGCGAGCCAUGUAGCCACCACUCAAUGGAUCCAGAUGAACUAUCAAAAGAAGUAAAAAAUCUUGCGUCAGAAUGGCUUGAAGGUGAUGCACGACAAACUGUAGAAGCACUUAUCAAAGCUAUGCAGAAUUCUAUACCAUUAAAUAAAUCCAAAUGA
Messenger RNA from Adineta steineri, 498 nucleotides. Lineage: Eukaryota; Metazoa; Rotifera; Eurotatoria; Adinetida; Adinetidae. The record is from the annotation of a GenBank genome assembly.